This is a messenger RNA of Perkinsus marinus ATCC 50983, 1035 nucleotides long. RefSeq lists its product as hypothetical. Gene Ontology annotation, biological process: lipid storage; lipid droplet organization. The coding region runs from base 1 to 1035 and encodes 344 amino acids. Gene Ontology annotation, cellular component: endoplasmic reticulum membrane. The record is from RefSeq and is a predicted model, not a curated record. NCBI's taxonomy places the organism in Eukaryota, Perkinsozoa, Perkinsida, Perkinsidae. The transcript has 3 exons.
AUGUUCGAGCGCACUGGGUCUGCUGGAGGUGCACCUCAACUACCUAUAGAAGGUGUUGACCCGUCCUCAGACAGCGAGAACUACCAGACCUCUAACAUAUCGUCACCUACAAACUCUUCACAGUCUAGUAGGGAUGGUGAGGCUGAAGGCUCAGCAUUGGCCCGGGCCUCGUAUGGGACUUGGCAUACUAUCCAGCCUGGCCUCGUCUUCCUAUCGCAUCACAUAUCCCCCUUUGUAUGGAGACUAGUACUACUAUGGUCCAAACUAAUCUUGGUCGGACUUAGCAUAGUAUCAGUGACGAUAUCGGCAUGGAUUCUCUAUUGGGUCGUACACUGGUUGGUCAUACCCAAGCAGCUCCAUUCCUUCCCGGUUUACUUCGACUAUAGCGCCACGCCUGCCUGUGCUACAGUGUCCUUCUCUAACCGGCAAUGGUUCGAUACUACAGCGAGUCGACAGGCUUUGGCUGCCCCGUUAUUGGACCUGCCGGCCCCAUCAGUCGACUAUGAUGUGACCUUGGCCCUGGAUUUACCUACUAAUCACUACAACCUCGAUAAGGGUCCUGUUAUGGUAGAUGUUACUCUGUACGGUAUGAAGGGCCAAGAUGCGCCUACGGCCCGCUCCCGACGGCCACUUCUACUGCCUUACCACUCUUCCUUGUUGAGAACGAUGCGGGAGUGGCUGAUGGUCCUACCAGCCUUGCUAGGGUGGACAGUCGACGAGUUCACUGCAACGGUGCCUUUGUUCGAAGAACUCAAUGUGGAGGUCUACGAGAGUUCCACAUUUCCACUAUUAUCGGCUACGGUCCAAGUCGUCUCUGCUGCUGGCUUUGUUGUUGGCGGACACGUGGCUGAUGGCGUCUCAGUGGAGAUCUACUCAAUCGGUGGAGGAUUGAAAGGCAAGAUGUGCGAUGCCAUAUAUGAGACCCUACACACAGAGUUUGGAGUGGAGGCUGCGCAGGCCGUGGUGAGGUUCCACAAUCUGGAUCCCGCUGAGUAUGCGAUGAAUGGGAAAACCUUUCGUGUGAACCUAUGUUGA